Molecule: messenger RNA, 1785 nt
Organism: Spinacia oleracea (spinach)
Lineage: Eukaryota; Viridiplantae; Streptophyta; Magnoliopsida; Caryophyllales; Amaranthaceae
Exons: 12
Coding region: 204-1349 (381 amino acids)
Cellular component (GO): COPII-coated ER to Golgi transport vesicle; endoplasmic reticulum
Source: RefSeq, a predicted model, not a curated record
AAACGGGUUGAAAUUCUAGAAUACGGAGUAAUAAUUUACCGGCAAAAACAAAAACAACCCGAAGUUGUGCCUAAUUUCUAACAGAUCCCCACUUGCUCCAUUACGAUCUCUCUCUCGCCUCGUCGCCGGCGCCGUUAACUCCCACUCAAUCUCCGGUAAUUUGAUCGGAAAGGGUGUUAAUUAAAUUAUAACUUGGCCGGAAAAUGGGGGUGAAACAAGCUAUUAAGAGACUUGAUGCAUUCCCUCGCGCUGAAGAACACUUGUUGCAGAAGACACAAUCCGGCGCUAUUGUUUCUGUCAUUGGUCUGGUCAUAAUGGCUACUCUGUUCAUACACGAGCUUAGAUAUUAUUUGAGUACCUAUACAGUUAAUCAGAUGUCUGUGGAUUUGAAGCGAGGGGAAACUCUUCCUAUACACAUUAAUAUGACAUUCCCUUCCUUGCCAUGCGAUGUCCUCAGUGUGGAUGCUAUAGAUAUGUCAGGAAAGCAUGAAGUGGAUCUUGAUACAAAUAUAUGGAAACUUCGUAUGAGCAGUGAUGGCCAUAUUAUUGGAACUGAGUUUUUGACUGACUUGGUGGAAAAGGGGCAGGCCCAUGAUCAUUCUCAUAGCCACUCUCAUGGCCAUGCUCAUGACCAUGGUCAUGAUAAACAUCAGCCUGAGGAUUCUAAAGAUGAGCAUGGUCAUAAAGAUGAGCAUGGUGAUAUUAAAGAUAAGCACGAAGAUUCUAAACAGAAAAGUCAUCUGCAAAGCUUCGAUGAAGAGACUGAAAACAUAAUAAAAAAAGUUAAGCAGGCAAUGGCAAAUGGAGAAGGGUGUCGGAUCUAUGGUGUUUUAGAUGUGCAAAGGGUUGCUGGGAACUUUCACAUCUCAGUUCAUGGGCUGAACAUUUUUGUUGCUCAGAUGAUUUUUGAAGGAUCUAAUCGCGUUAAUGUCAGCCACAUGAUUCAUGAUCUAUCAUUUGGGCCUUCUUAUCCUGGAAUUCAUAACCCCCUUGAUGGGACAGUUCGCAUCUUGCGUGGUACAAGUGGCACUUUUAAAUACUACAUAAAGAUUGUUCCUACCGAGUACAGAUAUUCCUCGAAAGACGUGUUGCCUACCAACCAAUUUUCUGUCACAGAGUACUUUUCACCUAUGAAAGACUUUGAUAGAACAUGGCCAGCUGUUUACUUCUUGUAUGACCUAUCGCCUAUUACUGUAACAAUCCGUGAAGAACGCCGCAGUUUUCUUCAUUUCAUCACUCGGCUUUGUGCAGUACUAGGGGGUACCUUUGCUUUGACAGGAAUGCUAGAUCGCUGGAUGUAUAGGUUUGUUGAAAUGGUGAUGAAGCCAAAUAAGAGGGGUGCAAUUUGAAUCUAAUCGGUCAGUUAACCAAGUGGAGCCUUCAUGGUGUCAUCUUUAUACAAUCCUGAGGCGAAAAACGGAGAUUAAUUCCCUAAUCUUUGAACGACAUCUGUAAUGAUCAUCUGUGGGAACACCGUGGUCGUUAUAUACAAAAGGUUAUGCCAUAUAUAUAUAACCACUCCUUAGUUACUUCAGGAAAUACAAGUUUCAGGCUCACAUCACAGCAUUUGUAAUGAACAUUUUUGGCACGAAUGGUCUUUUUGGCGUAAGCUCCAAGGUCAGAGUAGGUUUUCUAUGUUGAGUUUAUAGUACAUGGUUGUUUGUCCAGAAAAAUUAUAAUAUAUGAUCAUUUUGUUGUAUUUUAGCAUUUGUAUACUUCAUGAAAUUAGCAACAGGUAAGCUCUUUCAUUGUCAUAAUAGAGAUCUGAACUCACCCGUUUCUUCA